AUGGCUCCUUACCACACUUUCAUGGACUUCAACGAGCCUGAGCUGCCUGGCAUCGUCGUACCUCAGCCAGUGUACACUGCACCCGGGCAGUUCACCCAACUGCAUACCAUUCGCUUCUACGAAGGAGGGCGACCGGGCAUGCGCCUCUCGAACGCCCUCAACAGGGUCUUCCAAAACUUGGCCCGCGGCAACGACGUGCCGCAACUGUCAGAACAGGCGAAGAAGAUCACUAUCCGUAUCAACUGGCCUGGAUACCAAUCGUGGAGCCAGGUCGUGCACGCCUUCGACCACUCGUACGAAACCAGGCCGAUUACCAUCGCCAAGCUUGCACAUGAGAUCGCCAAGAACGUCAGGCUACUAAAGAGUGACAUGCGAGGCGUCGCGUGCUCGAGUGCAGACUGGAGUCUGGACCAGAUCAACGUCGAGGAGCUCGUACUGGUCGAGCUCCGUCACGUCUCCACGGGGAGCUGGCAGCCUGUCCUGUGUCUGGACAGGCAUUAA
Molecule: messenger RNA, 501 nt
Organism: Phanerochaete carnosa HHB-10118-sp
Lineage: Eukaryota; Fungi; Basidiomycota; Agaricomycetes; Polyporales; Phanerochaetaceae
Exons: 4
Coding region: 1-501 (166 amino acids)
Source: RefSeq, a predicted model, not a curated record